Molecule: messenger RNA, 1389 nt
Organism: Aspergillus glaucus CBS 516.65
Lineage: Eukaryota; Fungi; Ascomycota; Eurotiomycetes; Eurotiales; Aspergillaceae
Product: alpha/beta hydrolase
Exons: 2
Coding region: 147-1226 (359 amino acids)
Molecular function (GO): hydrolase activity
Source: RefSeq, a predicted model, not a curated record
CCGAGGUUGAACUAAAGGGGAGUCCCCGAUUGACCCCUCAUCUUAUCAAUCGCGCAAUUGUCAUCUAUCCUCAUUCAAGUUUACACCCCUUUAUUUUGUACUCUGUACUCUGCAUUUUGUACACCACACUACCCUGUUAGAGCAAAAUGGCCGACUACACCAAAGAAUCCCUCCAUGCCCUGGGUACUCCCGACCCAGAACUCUCCGAGAUCCUCAAAAAAGCUCCCACGCCGAACCCCGACUUAACCCUCGCCCAGCGACGCGAGGAAGCACACUUGCGAGAAAAUUACCGCUACAAUAAUAGCCCGACAUUCGACACGACAGAGUCUGUGGUGAAUAUUCCAAUGCGCGAUGGGUAUUCCAGCGAGACGCGUGUUUUCAAGCCCGCUCACCCCGCUGAGAACGGAACGCCGUUAGUCGCGUUGAUUUUUGGUGGAGGAUUUAUCAAUGGCUCGAAUAUCCAGCUUGUCGCUAUCGCACGGGCAAUUGCUAAGCUGUACGGCGCAACGACAGUGACGCUCUCGUAUCGUCUUGCGCCGGAAUACAAAUUCCCGACUGCCCCUUAUGAUAUCUGGGAUAGCGUAUCGUGGCUAGCAGAAAAUGCAUCAAGCCAAAUCGGAAACGUGGAUCUGGCAAAAGGUUUCGUGGUCGGUGGUGUAUCCGCCGGCGGCAACCUCGCCAUUGUGACGGCGCACAAGGCUCUAAAGCAGAAACUUGCCGCACCAAUCACUGGUGUCUGGGCUUGUAUCCCAGUUGGGCUCAGUGACUCCACCGUUCCCGAGCAAUACAAGGACCUCUGGACAUCGCGCGUGCAAAAUGCAAACGCGCCUUUUCUGAACACGCAAGCCAUCGAGAUUAUCAGUCAACUGUACCAACCUAUCGAGACCUCGGAGGACUACACGCCUUUUCCGGAUCCGGCGGAUCUCUCCUCCCUCUCGAGCAUCCCCCGCACGCACGUCCAAGUUGCCGGGCUAGACCCCCUCCGUGACGACGGAUUGAUCUACGAAAAAGCGCUAAGGCAUCACGGCGUCGAGACGAAGUUGGAUGUGUAUCCUGGUGUUCCGCAUGCGCAUUUCUCGGCGUUGCCGGGGUUAAAGGCGUCGUAUCAGAGUAGGAGGGAUACGUUGGUUGGAAUUGGGUGGUUGUUGAGGAGGGAGGUGGAUAUCAAGGCUAUGGAGGGUGUUGAGGAGGCGUGGGAGCCGGCGUUGCUUGGGACUGUUAGCUGAGUGUACAUAGAUUUAUGCCUGGAGUACCCUGGUACCCUGACAGUCCUAUCUAAUCUGAUACCGGUACACACUGGAAAAAUGACGUAGGGCUCCGCCGCAUCGGGAAGUGGAACCGCAAAAAUUUCAAGCCCCAAUUAUUUCCAGCACCAAAAAGAAAGAAAGC